AUGAAUCAAGGCAAUUCAAAACCGGCACUGCAGAUUAUACGGCAUGCGAAUGUCUCAAACACAUUGCGCUGGCAGGCCAAGGACAGGCUUUCUUACAAGACUGGUCCCCAUGCAACCGUGUACCUCAUCAACGGCGACAGAUACAUUGGCAACUGGAAAGACAAUAAACGGCACGGAAAAGGCAUGCAUUUUUAUAAAAAGUCGGGUAAUGUAUACGAAGGAGAAUGGGAGAACGACCAACGACAAGGGUUUGGUACACUUUCAGUUCCACUCGCCUCGACUGAAUCGUCUGAUCCCACCAAACCUAAACCUCCUCGCGCAAAGACUCCUCCAGUCGAGUCCGAGUCGAUUUUCUCCAGUAUCAACACAUCGACAAAAAAAAUAGAUGAUACGCUUGUUGAAUUGAGAAAAGUGUAUGCUGGUGCAUGGGCAAAUGAUUGUCGUCAUGGUAUUGGCACGUUUUUUUACGAUCUGGGUGGGGUGUAUGAAGGAUCUUGGCAAAAUGAUAUGCGCGAGGGAUGGGGUAGAAUGACCUAUCCAGACGGAUCAGUCUAUGAGGGUGAAUGGCAUAUGGAAAACCGACAUGGUCAGGGGAUUUUGUUGAUGGCAAAUGGCGAUAGAUACGAAGGAAUGUGGCUUUCAAAUGAAAAAGAAGGACCUGGCAAAUUUGUAUAUCGCACGAAAAGACAAGUCUAUGAAGGAGAGUGGACUAAAGGGAUGCCAAAGUGUGGAAUGCUCAAAGAUUUGCCACCAUUGCCUGGACAGAAAGAUCGGCAAUACGCCAUCCCUCAGAUCAUGCUAAGUGAUCCAAUGGAAAUUCUUGACAAGGAGAGGCAGCAAAUCUACGAGGAACGUAUCCAACGUAUGAUGGGUGGCAAUUGA
This is a messenger RNA of Batrachochytrium dendrobatidis JAM81, 882 nucleotides long. RefSeq lists its product as uncharacterized. The record is from RefSeq and is a predicted model, not a curated record. NCBI's taxonomy places the organism in Eukaryota, Fungi, Chytridiomycota, Chytridiomycetes, Rhizophydiales. The coding region runs from base 1 to 882 and encodes 293 amino acids. The transcript has 4 exons.